Molecule: messenger RNA, 1267 nt
Organism: Myotis davidii
Lineage: Eukaryota; Metazoa; Chordata; Mammalia; Chiroptera; Vespertilionidae
Gene: ACTMAP
Product: chromosome unknown open reading frame, human C19orf54
Exons: 6
Coding region: 1-756 (251 amino acids)
Source: RefSeq, a predicted model, not a curated record
AUGGAGCAACUGAUGCUCAUCGCAGUGAAGGCAGCCGGUUUCAGAAGUGACUUGCAGUGGAUCCUCUUCUGUGCAGACUUGCCCUCCCUCAUCCAAGAAGGCCCUCAGUGUGGGCUGGUGGCCCUGUGGAUGGCAGGCACUGUCUUGGUACCCCCCAGCGGCAUUCCCUUGGAGAGACUCGUGCAGAUGGCCGUGGAGAAAGGCUACACGGCCCAGGGAGAGAUGUUCUCUGUGGCCAACAUGGGCCGGCUGGCUGAGGAGGCACUGGGCUGCCAAGUUGAGCUGCUCCGUGGGGGCCUGGGUGGUCCCAACAGAGGCCGUGUGCUGCAGCACCUUGUCUCUGGACAUCCCUUGCUCAUCCCCUACGAUGAAGACUUCAACCAUGAACCAUGUCGGAGGAAGGGCUACAAGGCCCACUGGGCAGUGAGCACAGGGGUCCUGUUGGGUGUUCAGGGUGUGCCAAGCCCCGGCUAUGAGGAAGACCCUGAGCUGCCAGGCCUGUUUCACCCAGUGCCCAGCAUGCCCCACCAACUACCAUCCCUGCCAGAGGAAGGCUCGCUGGGAGCAGUCUACCUUCUUUCCAAGCAGGGCAAGAGUUGGCACUACCAGCUGUGGGACUAUGACCAAGUCCAGGAUAGCAACCUCCAGCUGACGGACUUCUCACCCUCUCGGGCCGCUGAUGGCCGGGUGUAUGUGGUUCCUGCUGGUGGGGUACGAGCUGGCCUCUGUGGCCAGGCCCUGCUCCUCAGACCAUAGGACUCCAGCCCCUAGCCUGCUGCUGCCCUAAACUGGGGGUGAUAGGGGCCAGACCCCAGCUUUUCCCUUUGUGUAACCACCCCAGGGUUUGGGCAGGAUCUCUUGAGGACCUUCAGCCAGAGGUCCUUUUUGCAGGUCCCCCCGGCCAUUCCAUUCUUAAGCCUGGGCAUCCUCCCAGCUCCUCCAUCCCCAAGCCCAUCCCCUCAGUAUUGAGCACCUACUGUGUGGGCUGGGGUUAGAGCCAGAAGCAGGACAGACAAGUUCCCUCUUCCAGGGGAGACUGACAACAGCUCAGACCCUGCGUCCUGUCCACCCACCUGAAUGUUGCAUCCAUUCAUUUCACAUUGGUGGUCACCCUCUUUUGAACCAUGAACAUCUCUCUGGACAGCUGCAAGAGCUUCACUGGGCUCCCUGCUGCCACCCAGGAUCUUCACGUGUGGUCAGGGCUGAGGGAGCCCCCAAAAAGCAAACUAGUUCUCCAGAGAAACUUCUAGCAGCUUCUUGUUCCUCA